AUGCAGUUUUCAUUCGCUUCUCUCCUCUCGACGCUCUUGAUGAGUGGGCUAUUGGUCGAGGCUAGUCCCUUCGAUUAUAUAUUUGGUAACGGGACAUAUGGGGCCCAAAGUCAGAGUCAAAGCUCUCUUACCAGUGUAGCUUCCCAAGACACCACCAUCUCCAUCGCUUCUGAAACAGAGUCUUCUCAGACUACCCAUUCCCAUCGUUCUGCCACACUAGUCACAGCUACCAUCUCGUCUCUCCCAUCUACUUGGUACGGUGCGGAUUCCACUUCCCAGCUUCCUGCUUCCUCUAGUACACCAUAUGCCUAUGCUAGUAACCAAGACACUUGGAGUUCAUCUGUCAACGCGCAACCAGCAGCCAGCGCAGAUGAUUCAUUCACUGCAGAGUCUAGUACGACUACCAGCUUUACCACUACUGGUUUUAAUGCUGCCUCCGAUGUUUCCGCCACUAACGUUUACACUGUUGCGAGCGCAAACCCUAUUUCAACUGCUGUUCCAUUUACCACCACCCCCGUGGUAGCAUCGAGCACAUCUUCAACUUCUGAAAUUCCAAUCAUUUCCACCAGCACGACUCCUUCGGCCGAUAGUUAUAUGGUUCCAUCGUCAGAAGCAUCCGUUGUAGUUUCAACAAGUCCCGGAAACUCAGAGAGUUUUUACGAGGCUUCGACUACUGAAUCAACACCCCUUGUCGCCUCAGGUAUCAGUACCACUCCACUGCAGACCUCAACAGUUAUUGAUGGUUCCAGUGCUUCUGGCGCAAUGAGCCCAUCUGUAUCAGAUAUUCCUCUACAAACUUCAACAGAGAUAACCAGUACCGACAGUUCAAUCACAACGAGCCUAUCCGGAGCAGCUGUACCACUGCAAACGAGUGGCUCCAGCAGUUUCAGCGUAGUCAGCCCAUCUGAAUCGUCCAUCCCACCACAAGGUUCAUCAGAUAUUACAAGCUCCAGUGACUCAACUAUGGUAGCCUCAUCGCCAUCAUCCACUCUACUACAAACAGCCAGUUCUAGCAGUUUCAGCGUAGUCAGCCCAUCUGAAUCAUCCAUCCCACUGCAAAGUCCAUCAGACAUUGCUAGUUCCGCUAGUACAACUGCCUCAUCUUUGUCGACUAUUCCACUACAAACUAGUAGUUCCAACUCCAUCAGCCCAUCUUUGUCAGCUACAUCAUCUCCAAUCGAUACCAGCAGCUCGAAGACAUCCAUUACCACCUCAAUUUCGGAAGCACUAUCAAGUUUCAUAUCAACAACUUCUACAGCGGAAACUUCCCAAACUCAACUUUCAUCCACCUCUAGUUUGUCUUCGGUGUCUCAAAUCUCAACUGCUACAAGUAUAUUACCUAGUAGCCAAAUCACUACCACGUCAUCACCAUACCCUACUGCAAGCACUUCAUCUACGAUUAUUCCAUCCUCUAUACCAUCUUCAUCUGCGGGAAGUUCGGUUAGCACCGUUUCACAGAGCUCGACCGGAGUUCAAAGUAUCUCGUCACCAUUAUCUUCAUUAUCUUCAACGAUAAUGGAAAGUGCGACAUCUAGUCAAAAGCCAUCCACCACCUCUAUUUUGUCUGAGAAAUCGACCUCAAUUUCUUCUGAAUUCCUAUCUCAAACAACCAAGCAAUCGAGUUCCACCACAACCCCCAUUUUGUCUCAAAAAUCGACCUCAAUCUCUUCUGCUUUGUUAUCUCAAACAACUAAGCAAUCAAGUUCCACCACCCCGAUUUUGUCUCAGAAAUCGACCUCAAUCUCUUCUGCUUUGCCAUCUCAAACAACCAAACAAUCAAGCUCUACCACCCUACCUAAAUCUACAACGUCAUCGGCCGAUGUCCUCUCUCAGGUUUCAAAGAUCUCAAUUACUAGCACAAGCUCAAAAUUGACCAGUUCUCAGACUUCUAGCUCAUUGAAAACUGCUACUACAACUGCUUCACAUUUCUCCGCUUCGGCCGAUAAAUCAUUUUCCAAAAGUAGCUCUGUUAUCAGUCAACAAACUUCUGAGACUAAAAGCUCAAUCAAAUUGACAACAUCCAUGGGCUAUAGCAGUCAGACAACUGCGGCUACUUCAUCACAACCCUCAUCUGUCACCGAGGCAAAGAGUAGUUCUACUUCUACUUCAUCUUCAUUGGAAAUAGUAACAUCUGCUCCUAUCCAAUCAUCGGAGGCACCAUCUCCGGUGCUUACACCAUCUACAUCUUCAGUGAAUGAAGUGCCAGCAAAUACGGACGUUCAAACGAGUUUGACAAUGGAAUCCACGACUGUUUUACAACCAUCAGUGACCAGUAGUACCAGUACUUCCGAAAGCUCGGUCACGUCGAGUAACAACAAUUGGUGGAUUCCAACUAAGCUAAUCACCCAGGUACCAGAGACCGCAUCCUCGGCAUCCACUACCACUGGCGGAACACAAACCAUGACUUUGCCUCAUGCGAUUGCGGCUGCUACUCAAAUACCCGAACCUGAGGGAUAUAGCUUAAUCACAGUUGGAUUUCAGAAAGCUCUAAACUACGAAUUUGUCGUGUCUGAACCAAAAUCAUCGGCCCAAAUUUUUGCGUACUUGCCUGAAGCGCUAAACACGCCCUUUAAGGAUGUAUUCACGAAUAUUACAGUCCUACAAAUAGUGCCACUUCAGGAUGAUUCGUUCAGCUACUUGGUGAGUGUUGCCGAAAUCUAUUUCCCAACAGCGGAAAUAGAAACGUUGUCAAAUUUGAUCACGAACACCUCAAGCUCUUUUUACACAGACGGCAUGGGCACGGCCAAAUCUAUGGCCGCAAUGGUUGAUCCAUCCAUCCCUCUAACUGGCCUAUUACAUAGCAGCAGUAGCGGCUCAACUGGAUCCUCUUCUGGCGGAUCCUCUUCCGGUUCUUCAAAUUCGGGAUCUUCAAAUUCAGGAUCUAGCUCUAGUUCUGGCAGCUCUUCAUCUUCAGGAAACUACCAAGACGCAGGUACCUUGGAAUAUUCAUCAAAAUCUAAUUCCAGUGUAUCUAGUUCCAGCAAAUCGAAGAAAAAAAUCAUUGGCUUAGUUGUUGGUGUUGUUGUCGGAGGGUGCUUGUACAUUUUGUUAAUGAUUUUCGCUUUCAAAUAUUUCAUCAAAAGACGCCUUCAAAACCAACAAGCUAUCAAGAAUCCAGAGACUUCCAGUAUUAGUUCAAGCGAAUUUGGUGGCGAGAAGAAUUUCAAUAAUGAAAAGAGAAUGAGUGUUCAAGAAUCUGUAACACAAUCCAUGCGGAUCCAGAACUGGAUGGAUGACAGUUAUUAUGGUAACGGGUUGACAAAUGAUGACUCGGCACCAGCUAGAAACAACACAUCAACCUCUAUACCCAAAAUUUCAAGGCCCAUCGCCAGCCAAAACUCCUUAGGUUGGAACGAAGUUUAA
Molecule: messenger RNA, 3363 nt
Organism: Saccharomyces eubayanus
Lineage: Eukaryota; Fungi; Ascomycota; Saccharomycetes; Saccharomycetales; Saccharomycetaceae
Gene: MSB2
Product: Msb2p
Exons: 1
Coding region: 1-3363 (1120 amino acids)
Biological process (GO): cellular bud site selection; signal transduction involved in filamentous growth; fungal-type cell wall organization
Cellular component (GO): extracellular region; site of polarized growth; cell surface
Molecular function (GO): osmosensor activity
Source: RefSeq, a predicted model, not a curated record